Molecule: messenger RNA, 1050 nt
Organism: Actinia tenebrosa (Australian red waratah sea anemone)
Lineage: Eukaryota; Metazoa; Cnidaria; Anthozoa; Actiniaria; Actiniidae
Product: mediator of RNA polymerase II transcription subunit 4
Biological process (GO): regulation of transcription by RNA polymerase II
Cellular component (GO): core mediator complex; mediator complex
Molecular function (GO): transcription coregulator activity
Source: RefSeq, a predicted model, not a curated record
GCAAUGAUAAUCAAAAUGGCGGCCAAGAUGAACAGAGAGACAAGCACAAAGGAUGUUGUUAACAGUAUUCUGGAUGAUUAUGAAAAAUUAACCCGGCAGCUCUUUGAAAAUCUUUCUGUCUUUUCGUUAUAUCGAGGGAAAAACGACGCCUCUGAGGGAGACACUACUGAGAUUGUAAAUAAAUUAACAGAAAAAGAUAAAGAACUGCAAGCAGCAAUCAAAAUAGCUAAAGAACAAAUGGAUUGUCAACUUCAAAUUCAAGUCACUAAAGAAAAUAUGGCCAAGAAAGAUCAAGAAAUUUUGAGACUUGAAAAUCAGUUAAAAGAAACUGAGCAGAUAUUGUCACAGGCAGUUUUCCAGGCCAAAAAGAAGUUAAAAGCAAUAGAACAAGCCAAUAGAGGUUCUGUGUCUUCCGAGGAGCUUAUCAAGUAUGCUCAUAAGAUAAGCAGCAGCAGUGCUGUAGAAGCACCAACAACUUGGAUGCCAGGUGAUCAAGGACGACCUUACCCACUAGAUAUAGAGAUGAGGUCUGGACUACUUGGUAAACUUGGGGAAGGAUUAGAUACUAUUCCUGCCUCUACCCUCACUAUGGAUGGGACAUCAAUGGCUACAACCACAUCCUUAGCUGAUGACGGUAUCAUAAAUGGUCAAUCAACAGUGGGUUUAUCAUGGCAGUCACAUUUACAAAGAUUACCCAAUACAAUAGAGCAAGACACGACUAGUGAUGGGAACAUAGGAGCUGCAAAUGGCCGGCCAGAUCACGCGGUAACAGAAGAAGCAGAAAUCAUGUCAUCAUCAUCAUCGUCCUCAUCCAGUGACAGUCCUUAAUGAUGUUAUCUUUGAUUUUGUGCCGAUAAAUAACAAUUAUAACAGUAAUAUUAAACGCGAUUGCUAAAUAGCUUAUAGAAAGGUAGCCCUUUUUAUUCGUUUAGUUUGUUAUUUACAUGAUACAUCGAAGUACCACUCAUUCACAAAGAAAUAGGCUUGGGAACUGAAUAAAGAGAUGAAGAUAGGAUGGGAGACAACACCCCAUUUGUUUAGUUUGUUAUA